Molecule: messenger RNA, 2475 nt
Organism: Xyrauchen texanus (razorback sucker)
Lineage: Eukaryota; Metazoa; Chordata; Actinopteri; Cypriniformes; Catostomidae
Product: protein phosphatase 1 regulatory subunit 3C-B-like
Exons: 2
Coding region: 172-1131 (319 amino acids)
Biological process (GO): regulation of glycogen biosynthetic process
Cellular component (GO): protein phosphatase type 1 complex
Molecular function (GO): protein phosphatase 1 binding; glycogen binding
Source: RefSeq, a predicted model, not a curated record
UGAAUGGGCGUGUCGGCAGAGCAAGGCAGACAGGCGGAAGAAGCUGGGUGAAGCCUAAAAUAUCGCAUUCUGCACGAAAACACGCGCUCUGGAAUUGCUUACGAAUCCUGUCGCCUACAAUGUGCUUUGUUCAAAAGUUUUAAAGAGCACUUUAAAGUAAAUAUUUGCUCCAUGAGUUCCGCAAGAGUUCUUCAUAUCCUCAGUCCCCCAAUGCCAGGUCCAGUUAUGCCCGUGGACGUAGCUGUGCAGCUGUAUAUCACCCAUUCGCCCCCCCUGCACAGCUUCCUGAGCUCUUAUGAAGAGUUCAGGACUCGCAACCUGGUCAAUUGCCGCUACAAACCCCUCCGGCCCUGCCUGAGCUCCAGAGCCCACCUAGAGCCCACCUGCCUGGGCUGGCAGAGUCCAAAAUCCAAAGCCAAGAAAAAGGUUGUGUUUGCCGACUCCAAGGGCAUGUCAUUAACGGCAGUGCAUGUCUUCUCUCCUUUUGAUAACAGAGAACCCGCUACAUCCCAACUGCAGUUUGACCUGGAAGAUCUAGAGGUCACAGCCACUCUCCACAUAAAUUCGGUUCAGAGCAGAAUUCUUGAUUUUCCUCAGCCUGCAGUAGACUACCUGGACUUCCGGAGUUGGCUGCUGAAGAACUCGGUUUGCUUGGAGAACUGUACCCUGCAGGAGCGUGCCCUCACUGGCACGAUCAAAGUGCGUAACCUGGCCUAUGAGAAGUCUGUCCAUGUACGGAUCACCUUCGACACCUGGAAGAGCUACCAGGAUGUAGAAUGCACCUUUUUGAAUAAUGUUUGUGGUUGUCAGGAUACAGACACAUUCUCCUUUGCAAUCGAAUUGCCUGGGUACGUGCCCCCUCAGAAUAAGGUCGAAUUUUGCAUUAGCUAUAAAACUGGAGAGCAGACUUACUGGGACAACAAUGAUGGCAGAAAUUAUAGACUGGUUUCAACAUCUUGGCAACAAAACCAUAAACUGAACUCAUCAACACAGUCAAAGAAACCAGAACCCAGAAAGUUAGGCAGGAAAGCAGACAAGGGCAUUAAUACAUUUGAAAGUACCUUCAGCAAUGGCAUUUUUCCAAAGUUUCAGAGUUGGGGGCACAUUCAGACUGGUGGCCCAUACUGGUGAUGUGUGCUGACAUAAUUAACAGUUCCAAAUAUAUCUAAAAAUUUUAGCAACAUUAUAUGCCUCUCGGUAUUGCAGUAUAACUACAUAAAUCAUUUAUCUGUUGUCUUAGAUAUAUUUAAGUAGAUCAGAUAUUUGGAAACAUACUAAAGAUGGAACAGAAGCAGUGGAAUAGACACCAGGAGUAGCCCUUGUUUCUUUGAAGUAGAAAAUGUUGGCUGCAGUGCAGUAUAAAGAUGUUUAAUUAUUUUGUUAAAGUAAAACUUGAUGACCCCUUUCCUGCUGGAGGUAGACACUUCUGUGAAUCAGACCACUUGGAGGUCUAAACUUAUUGUAUAAAAUGUGCCUUUGUCUUAAGUAUAGUCUUUUUAAAAGUGCUACCAUUGUGUCACACACAAUCUGCAGACUGUGCCUUGUAAAAAAUGAAACCAAGGAAACCAAGCCAAGUAUAAAUCAAGCCAUGAUUUGAAAUGUAUUUCUAAGACCGGAAGGAAUAAACAUUAGAUGUACAACCAGGGAGAUUAUCCUUCAUAUUGAAGGGGUAAACUUCACCUGGUUAAACAUUUUAGAAGGAAUUGGGGGGAAAAAAUAAAUAUUAAUUUUUAACAUAUUUAAUAUGCAUAUUUUCCUUGAAUAUUUCAGAAUUAAAAGGUUUAGAAACUUUUGUUUAUCAAGCUUUCAGUAAAAAUAUGCAAAGAUGUGUAUCUGUGGCUAUGUGUCUCUUUCUUACUCAUGUUUGUACAGGAUGUGCUGGAAAUGUAAAAGUGUGUGCUAAAGAGGUGAAUGUAAUAAGCUGCACAAAUGGCCUUGUAAUAGCCUCAAAAAUGAUGUGCCUUAGGACUCUGCUGACUAAAUGUCUGCGUACAGUGAAUUUGUCUUAUGUUUUCAUGUUUAAGUGCAUUUCAGUAAGACUGAGUGGAAUGUGUAGUGAUGGUAUGUCCGAUUUAGCUGUAAAGAUGAGAAUGAUUGUAUUUUAUUAAAGAAAGAAUGGAUGUCUGGGUGAUUGUUCUUAAAUAAAAUUAAUAAAAAACACACAUUGUCAGAUUAUUACACUAUUUAAAUAAAAUGGGGGCCUGCUUGAGUGUGUGAAAGAGAAAGAGUGUUUCCCAGGUCAGAGAGAGCUCUUUUGGCUUGCCCAUUUUAUAAUAGACGUUACAUUUAUGUUCCUGGCAGAUGCUUUCUUACCAAAGGAACAGAAACAGUUUGUAUUGAUGACAAUUGCUUAAUCAGGUACUAGGAAGUACACUCACCAUUGUAGGUUUAUACCAAAGCUAAAUAAUGGUUCAAUGAUGAUGAACCAUUAUUUAAAAAAACUCUUUUGACUCUCAAGACUGUUUGUAAAGUAAA